ACUUCCUCUCCUCCAAAAAAAGCUUUUAUAUAUCUAAAUUUCAACACAAAAAAACGUCCAUUCCCUUCUCUCUCUAAACCAAGCCUUCCAUUGAAAAAAAAAAAAAUACAACUUUAUUUCCUUAUUACUUCUUUCAAAACACAUUCUAUGUAAGUAUGUAAUAAAUAAGAAAGUACUAAUAUAGUAAUUAUAGUGCUAGCACAAUAAAAGUUAUCCUAAUAAUUAAUUUGAGAAGAAGCUAAUUAAGGGAUAAUUAGGAAUUAAUUAAUGGGGCAUCACACAUGCUGCAACAAGCAAAAGGUGAAAAGAGGGUUAUGGUCUCCUGAAGAAGAUGAGAAGCUCAUCAACUACCUUACCACCUACGGUCAUGGCUGCUGGAGUUCUGUCCCUAGACUAGCUGGUUUACAAAGAUGUGGAAAAAGUUGCAGAUUAAGAUGGAUAAAUUACUUGAGACCUGACUUGAAACGUGGGAGUUUUUCUCAACAAGAAGCUGCUCUCAUCAUUGACCUCCACAGAAUUUUAGGCAACAGAUGGUCUCAAAUAGCCAAGUAUUUACCAGGAAGAACAGACAACGAAGUGAAGAAUUUUUGGAAUUCAAGCAUUAAGAAAAAACUUUUCUCUCAAGUUGCUACCACCAUGGCCGCUACGACCUCCAUGGGCUCCAUCCCUAAUACCAUCACUGAUGAUCUUUAUGUUAAUUAUCUUCCUACAACCAAUUCCUCAAAUAGCUUAUUAGCUCAUGAUAAUAAUAAUAAUAAUCAUGAUACUGGAGGAGGAUUUACCGCCUUUUAUCCUUCUCUUAGCCCUAAUUUGCUUUCUAAUAUAUAUGAUUAUCCAAAUAAUGAUCUCAUCCUUACCCAAGCUACCCCUCAUAAUUCAAUUCCACCCAUUAUUUCUUAUGACAAUCCUACAUUAUCAUCAUCAUCAUUACGCUUUCAACACUUGAUUAAUGAAGUUGGUAUUAAUCAAAAUCAACACCAAAUUGUUAACCCAGAGCUAGAUUACUCAUGUCCACAAUCAUCAAUUUAUGCACCACCUCCUUAUGAUGAUGAUGAUGAGGCAACUAUGAAGAUGAAGCUAACAACAACGACGUCGAUGAUGAUGGCCGGAGUAUUCCCAACCAUGCCAAAAUUAGAAACCAUGUCAUCCUCAUCACCAUCUCAUCAUCAUAACAAUUAUAGCUCCCUUAUAGAUGUUAUUUCUAAACCACAAUUUGAUGAGUACUAUAAUAAUAAUUAUGCUCGUAUGGAUGAUCAUGUCAUGAUACCAUCCUCAUCAUCAUCCUCAUCAUCGCCACCACGACCGCCACCAUCAUCAUUACCAUGUGAUGGCAGCCAAGUUGUUGUGAACCCUAGCACUCCUAGCUGUUGGAAUGCCUGAUUAUGGCAAAACUUAGGCUUUUAUAACAUUUAUUUCUUAGUACCUUUAUAAAUGUAAA
Chenopodium quinoa (quinoa) is the source of this 1438-nucleotide messenger RNA. Its product is annotated as transcription factor MYB26-like. The record is from RefSeq and is a predicted model, not a curated record. Lineage: Eukaryota; Viridiplantae; Streptophyta; Magnoliopsida; Caryophyllales; Amaranthaceae. The transcript has 3 exons. Bases 268 to 1380 code for a protein of 370 amino acids.